GUCGCUCGCCCUCUCUCUAGAAAUCGUAUCGUGUUGUUUUCUGACCCUUUGUCUUUGAGACGAUGAGGAGGCCUGUAAAGAAAACAUCUUCUCCUGAGCAGCCAAAGCUCUGCAUAAACGAGAAUCCGGAGCAGCCUGAAAGUUCCAGAUCCAAAAGAGUUCGAAAAUCGGAACAACUUGGAAGUGGAAAUAAGAUGGUAGAUAUUCAAGGGAAGACUAAAUUUAAGGCUUCUUAUCCCCAACGAAAUAAAGGAGGCGGGAGGAGACAAGCAGGGAUAAAAGCGCGUAACAAUGAUCGAAAGAUUCAGCCGGAGGUUUCGAAAUUGAGACGUCAAUAUGGCGAUCUACAGAAAGCAAAUGAAAAUUUGGUAAAGGAGAACGAGGGACUUAAUUCUGAUGUUACUGCUUUGGAGCAGCUGAUAGAGCAGGUGGAGGGACAAAAAAAUUUUAUG
Molecule: messenger RNA, 452 nt
Organism: Rubroshorea leprosula
Lineage: Eukaryota; Viridiplantae; Streptophyta; Magnoliopsida; Malvales; Dipterocarpaceae
Source: the annotation of a GenBank genome assembly